Cyclocybe aegerita is the source of this 5037-nucleotide messenger RNA. The record is from the annotation of a GenBank genome assembly. NCBI's taxonomy places the organism in Eukaryota, Fungi, Basidiomycota, Agaricomycetes, Agaricales, Hemipholiotaceae.
AUGGCUUCCGCAGGAGCCCCGGUCCUGCCCCCCAUGCCCGACUUUUCAUCACACAACAAUCCUUUUUCAACCGCAGGCGACAUGAAAUUUCACCUUCAAAACCUGCUUGACAGCAAGGAGAAGCAGCUCCAACAAGCAGGCAGUCUCGGGCAGCGGGUUCUUGCCCAACAGAUGGAGUUGGAGGAGCGCAUACGGCAGCUGCAGGAGCUCGAGGCAGAUAAGGACGAGGACGAUGAGAUAGACGAAGACGCUCGCGACCGCUAUCGCGAGCUUGCGGACACUAUCACGGCCUGGGACCAGGAGAACGCGCAGCUAUCAAGUGCCUUUGGUGGCAGCUCAAAGCGCUUUCUGAAUGGUGCCUCGCAUUCGCCUGCCGCACCUUACUCGGACCUGCCUCGCGAGGAACCAGAACGUGUAAAGCCUUCUGCGGGGACCUCGGCUGCACAAUCGCGACGCGCAAAAAAUGCCGCCCAUCGAGCUGACGACGUCGAGUUUGCGUUCGAAAUCGGCAGCGGGCUCCUUACCGAAGUCAGACGUCUUCAGAGUCUCCUCGGCGAACGGGACAAGGCUAUUCAGGACAUGAAAGAAGAGAAGGAUGACCUCGAAAAGUCUGUGGAAGCACUCAGGACCGCCCUAAGGCAGCAAGAGCAAAACGCUGAUAAUUCCAAGGAAGAGAACUGGAAUCUGCUGGUCACCCUCCAAGAGAUCCGCACACAACUCAGUGACUCGCAAGCCACCGCCCAACGCCUCGAAUCCGAAACCAAGCAACUCACUCGAAAACUUACCCUUGCCCGUGAUGCUGAAGACCAACACAAGAAUGAAAGCGAACGCCUCCAGAACAUCAUUGAAGAGAUGAAGGCCAAGCACGAGACAGAUGUCGCACAGGCUCGUAAGAACGCAGCUGGUCUUGCACGCGAUAAAUCCGAUCUUCAGCAAACAAUCGACACCUUGAAGGCUGAAGCUGCUCGCGCGGCAAGGCGUAUUCCUCGGUAUGGCUCGCCUCUCACACCCGGGAGAGACGACCAGAAGGACUUCCUAACGCCCGCUGGACACGACAUAGACGGCGAAUCUGACAUCUUUGGCACCACAGGACGAGGGUCCGUCAACCGCAGGAAUCUGGAUGUCGCGGGCCUGUUCCCUCCUGACGAUCUAGGAGACGACUUUGGCGACUCCCCCGAGCCCUCACCCCUCCGCAAGCCCUUCCUGGCGGCGAACCACCCGAGCAACGAAAUCGAAGCUCUCCAACAAAGGCUGGCACACGCCCAGAGGCAGAUCAACACGCUCAAAGGGUCAUUGAACCGUGAGAAGCAGCUCCGUAUGCGGUUGGAAGGCUCGGCCGGUGGCGCGGGUGCAGAAGAUGACGGCGAAGAUGAGGAGGGCGAGGAAUAUGCGGACGAGAACACCGCUGUGGCUGAGAAACAGCGCGCUCCGAAGAGAUUGACGCCGUUCAAGGUUGGAGCUGGACGUGGGCGUGGAAGAGGUCGCGGUCGGGGUGGUAUUUCCCUUAUUCAACGACUGGGGAUGGCCGCUUCGAGCCCAGCCUCUGCAUACAACGACGAUGGCGAACCAAGAUUAGACGACUCGCCGCCGCCGCCCGUGCCUUCACUCCCAAGUCAAUAUGGCCAAUCCUUCGACGAUGAAGACGAAGUCUCGCAGUUCUUCGGAAGCAACCAAGACCACAACCAACAGCAGGAGAACGAGGAAGAAGAGGAACCAGCGCCUCGAUCACCUUCUCCGCCCGCCCCGCCUUCGAACCGGACGAGUGUGGAUGGCAUGGACCCUGCGUUUGCCAACGUUCUGCGCCGUGUGCCCUCCAACGGAUCCUCAUACGGUAGCCCUCUCCGCCAGGCCGUCCUCGGCCGCUCAGCGCGCGGCGGUGCUCGCCGUCCGAGAGGUGGCGCCGCGUUCCAGCAGGCGCGGCCGCCGUCGAUCGUCGACGCGCCCGAAGUUUUGUCCUUCGAGCUUGGCGGUGUCGACUCAUCUCCUUUGAAAGGAAACACAUCGCUGUUGAAUGAAGCGGAGAUCAUUGAAGAGGGCGAGGAUGGUGAGGAGUAUAUCAGGGUGAAGAAGGUCGAGAAGGUCGAAUUUGGUUGCCAGACCGAGGUUGUAGAAGAGGAGAAGACGGUCGUGCUGCCUGAACAGCCAGUCGUUGGCCCAGCGCUGGUUGAGCCACCGAAGCCGGCGGUGAUGCACAUGGAGAUUGGCAUUCAGUCAGAGCCGGAGCCCAUUCCUGCGCCUGUACCUGUGGUGGUGACGCCCAAGAUCGUCACUGCAGAGAUGGCCCUCCAGACGGAGCCUGAGCCAGCCGUUGUGGUCGCGAAGUCUGAUAUGGCGAUCCAGCAUGCUGCUCCGGAGCCUGUUCUACCUCCAGCUCCGGUCUUGGUGGACAGUGGAGUUGCCACCGAUCCACUGCCCGAGCCUGUCUCUGUUGGCAAAGGCUUGCCUCCUCUCGUCAUUGCCGAUGGCAGCCGAAGGUCGACGAUCACUCAAUACGACGUCUCGCGUGCAAGCACCAGCGCUGGCGACACAACUAUUACCCGUAGCUUCCUGGCUGCAGGUCGGGUUGACGAAGACGAUGAAGAGCUGGACGAUGGCGAGGAGACAGAGACCGGUGCCGAGACCGAGGACGACUACCACGACGCGAGGCAGAGCAUUGCAAUGACUACGCCCUCGGAGGACUUCCACUCUGUGCUGACGAUGACAGACAAUGACUACUCGGACGACGACGACGACGACGCAGAGAGCAUCAAGGCCUCUCAUUUCGCCCGCUCGACAAGCUCGAUCGACCGCCCAGCGACCUCAGCGUCAUACUAUGAGCAUACACCUGCAAGCUCAACGUCGCAGGUAUCGUACGAGACCGUUGGUGUCAGCGCAAAUCUGUUUGUGCCACCGGAACCCAUCAUCAAGUACGUCGAGGUUCCGGUGGAAGUUCCGGUGGAGGUCCCAGUGGAGGUCGAAGUUCAGGUGCCAGUCGAAGUUCAAGUACCAGCGCCGAAGCCGGAGGUCAGGGAGAUUUCGAUCCAGACAGACGACUGGAAGCCGCCUGCACCGGUGCUCACACCUGUCUUCAUCCCGCCGCCAGGGCCCAAGCCGCUCGCCUCGCCUGGUCUCUUCCGUGUUGUGUCUGCGACUCAGCAGUUCCAGUUCAUCCCUCCUCCCUCAGCAACUUCUUCCAAUGGACAUCCGUUGGCGAGCCCUGGGCCCAUGUUUACGACACCCUUACCUUCACCAGGUCCCCUCGCCAGUAUGUUCCGCGAGUCCAAUGGCACCCUUGCCCGUCGUACAACAGGUUCUGACAGACGCCAGUCGAUUGAGUCGCUCGUCUCGUCGGGUACCGGCCCAGAGGAUCUGUCGAGCAGGUCGCGUGUGCCCUCAUCGUCGACGACUGGCAGUGGCCUAUUGACGUCUGUAGACAAGACGAGGCCGCCGAUGAUGUCUCUACCUCCGCCGCCCAAGCUGCCACCCCCGCCGAACAGCAUGCCUCCACCUAACUUCAUCCCAGACCGCAGGAUGCUUGCGAGCUCGAGUGGAUCGCACGAUGGACCUCCGCCAAGACCCUCUUCGCCUCCACCGGCAGAACUGAUUCAACGAGCAACAACGCCUCUGGGCCACUUGCUGUCUGCGUCAGGAGGCAAGUACUCCAGCGUUGGCCGCCAACAUGGAUCGAGCAUGCCUCCUUCGCAAGCCAACCUACGCCAACCGCCAUCGACAAGCAGCUUCAGGUCGGCUGCCAACGCUGCCAGCCACGCCUCCGUGCCUCCUUCGCAGACCCUUUCAUCGUACAACGUCAGAGAGUCAACACGGAGAGAGUUCUCUUCAGCGUCUCUUACUUCCGAGCGCAGUAUGGCGUCGCCACGGUCGUCUAUGUCUUCUGAACACCGCCCGUAUGCGUCCCCCGUGCGCGGGCCCAACGAGCCCCCGACAACGCCCAAUAAGACGGCGGACAUUACCCCACGGGCUAACCAGAAUCAGUCCACGGACCCUGCCGUCAUCCAUGCCAUCACCCAGACAAUGAUUGGCGAGUUCAUGUACAAGUAUACGCGCAAGGCGAUCGGCAAGGGCGUGGGCGAGAAGAGACACAAGCGCUUCUUCUGGGUCCAUCCGUACACCAAGACACUCUACUGGAGCUCGGCGGACCCUGGCUCAUCGAACGUCUCCGAGUCGAGCGCGAAGAGCGCGUAUAUUGAGGGCGUCCGCUCGGUGCUUGAUCCCAACCCCAUGCCGCCUGGUCUGUACCAGUACAGCGUCAUCGUGUCCACCCCGCAACGUGAGAUGAAGAUCACUGCUCCAACGAAGGAGAGGCAUGAUAUUUGGUUGAAUGCUCUCAAAUAUCUCCUUGCUCGUCCCAGCAAUCCGAAUAUUAUGUCUCCUGGAAACAACACCGAGUUGCCUCAGACUCCAGGUUCGGGAGAAACAGAUGAUGAACGGAUAUCUCGACCUCGUGCUCUUGCGAGUCCUAGAAGCCAGCGUAGCGGUAGGAGCAUUGGGAGGGGCGAUCAGUGGAAUACGACACCCCGUGGGCAACGCAGUCGUUCGCAACUCUCAGUGGGCGGAUCCGUCAGCAAGCGCUCUGGAACUCCUGCACUCGAGUACUUGAGAUGGAACGCUCCUGAGAGCCCAUAUAGCCCCGACCGCUCUUUCGUUGACGUUCCAGCUCAGGACCCGGAAGAUCUUGACUUCGAGCUGCACGACGAGUCGUCUGAAGAAGGUUUCGAGGGCCUGGAGAAUGUCCGCGCCUGCUGCGAUGGCCGGCACACCGUGGGCCACUCUGGGAAACACUACCACCAUCAUCACAACCACCCUAUUCAGAACCAAGGCACUCUCACGAGCAGAAGAAGCACCGACAACCAACACCUAGAUCCCGGUCCUCAGGUGCAAGAGCGUCCGUCGUCGCCUGCUUGGUCGUUCCGUUCGAGGACAGGCAGUACUCAAUCGCAUGAUGGCGGUGGUCUAUUCUCGUGGGGCCGCGGCGAGGAUGGCAAGCUUCGAUUCGGCUCGCGGCGUUCUGCGAAGACCUCUGUUCCUGCUCACGACUAA